AUGAGCGAUUUCCGGAUCAAAGAGUUCGAUGGUGCUUAUUGGUUUCUGGGAUAUCUCAUCUGUCAUGAGCUUGAUCUCCGCCCUAUCACAAGCUGUGAAUUGACGUUGGCAGCCGAGUCAUGGCUGAUUGCCAAUAGCCUCGAAGUUCAAAAGGCCGAUCAGGUGGUUCCUUAUGUCUACUUUACACUGCGGCUCGAGCAAACGUGA
Molecule: messenger RNA, 207 nt
Organism: Haemonchus placei
Lineage: Eukaryota; Metazoa; Nematoda; Chromadorea; Rhabditida; Trichostrongylidae
Source: the annotation of a GenBank genome assembly